Messenger RNA from Oikopleura dioica, 1941 nucleotides. The record is from the annotation of a GenBank genome assembly. Lineage: Eukaryota; Metazoa; Chordata; Appendicularia; Copelata; Oikopleuridae.
AUGGAAAAAGAAACGCCGAGAACGACAAAGCGAAGGGAUAUCGCAUCGAAAAGACAGAAAUACUUUCAGCAGCAGGAGCAAGUCAGACAGAUUCCACCGCACUCGCCUGACUCGCUUCAGAACAAUCCUACACGAGAAAGUAUUCAAGUGGAACCAGAACAUGCGGAUGAACUAAACACAAGUAGAACAUACACCAUCGAAUCUAUCAGCGAUCGAGAACAACGAGAAAGAGAAGCCUUCGAAUCCUCCCUCAACGACCGAAUGUCACGUCUGCGAUCGUGCACUCCCGUAGACCAUCUGGCAGCAGAUUCGAAAGCGGAAGAAGCUGCGUCCUCUGAUAGUGACGAUCUCGUACUGUUAACACAUCGGCCAGAGGAAAAUGUGGGAUUGAAUCGAGUGGAAUCGAACCCCGCGAUCCCGGAGGAUCCUGCUGAUGAUUGUGCAGACUCGCCAAGGUCCUUCGCAAAUGUAAAUGAUGUUGAGGAAUUGGUACAAGAAGAACUGACCAAUAGCACGCCGCAGUCGCCCGAGAUAGUGGAAUCCAGCCUGGGCGCUCAAAAUGAAGCUGAAGAGGAAAAAAGAGACGAUUCAACGAUUGCCGAUAAAGAAAAUGGUGCUGCUGACGAAAGUCAACAAUUGAGUGACCUCUCAAAGGAAAAUAGUGAAGUCAUUGAUGAAAUUGAAGAACAAUCGACAAAAUGUUCAACACCCAGACCUAAAACCGCUUCUCCUUCAUCAGAAUCUAUUGAUCAGCUUGAUCAACCCCAAGUUACUUCAUCACCUGCUCCUGAUGGAAGCCCUAGAGCGCAAGAUGACAAGGAAAAUGAUGUCGACGAACAAAUUUCCCUGGAAAAUAUCAUCAUUGAACACAAAAGCGAGCCCACUGAAGCGAUCUUUGAAGAGGAAGAAGAAGAAACAAUAGACAAAACUGAUGAUAACGUAUUGAAGAGCUCGUCUUCCGUUCUGCUGGAUGAAGAUCCGCCAGUUGCUGUGAGUAUGCCGGCUGCAGAAGCUUUCAUUGCACCGAGAUUGAUGAGUGGCUCUUAUAAAGACCAAAGUGAAGCACAGGAUAGUCCUAGAUCAUUUGCUACAGUUGACGAUGUCGAAGAUCUUUUCAACAAGAAGGAAGUCACUGAAGAACCAGCCGAAAACAACACCCCACGAGCUUCGGUCUCAUCCGCUCGUGACUCGCCCAAGGCGACUCAGAUUAAUGGAGAAGUACAGUCUGAUGUCCUCUCAAGUCGACCAAUCAGUCAGGCAUCCAUCAAAAACUACCGUGAACUUGUCUCGGCGCGUGAACAAACUGAAAACUCCCUCGCUCCAGUUCAACAGCCUCAAAGUCUCUCUUUCCUCUCACCUACUUCCUCGAUAUCUUUAAAUAUCGAAAAUAAUUUUGAUGACACAAUUCAAAAAUCCUCCUCCUCGUCUUCCUCCUCGUCGUCUUCAUCUUCGAAGUCUUCACGAAAAUCAUCAAACUUGUCUUCAGUUAAAUCUGGGUCAUAUCACCUCUCAAAUCCUGAAAAUGAAGCUGGCGAGGAGCUUUCAGAACGCGCUGAAACACUAUCCCUACGCGACUUAGCGCCAAAUAGCCCUAUUAUGUUCACCAUGCCUUCAAAGACACACCCAGAAGACGAAAUGGACGAAAACUUACGGGCGAUUUUGGAAAAGAGCAAUUCAAUUCUGAAGCAGUCACAUCUGCUCGUAAACGAAGCACAGGUGAAGCUGACUGAAGAGUUCAAGAAAGAGACGCCUAGGGGACCGAAACAAGUUCCUGUUUUAUACGGAAAAAGAAAAGAAUCUGACUUGCUGGAGUCGCAUCGAGGCAACUUUUCGAGGCAUUGGGAGCACGCCGCCCCAUUAUCAUGGGAGCACGAGGAGACGAAGCUACGUCGGCCUAGAUACAAGGGAAAAGUCAAGCCAAAUUACAUAUUCGAUAUCUAG